This is a messenger RNA of Oryzias melastigma (Indian medaka), 1434 nucleotides long. RefSeq names its product fumarylacetoacetate hydrolase domain containing 1 (gene fahd1). Gene Ontology annotation, cellular component: mitochondrion. The record is from RefSeq and is a predicted model, not a curated record. The transcript has a single exon. Gene Ontology annotation, molecular function: acetylpyruvate hydrolase activity. Lineage: Eukaryota; Metazoa; Chordata; Actinopteri; Beloniformes; Adrianichthyidae. Bases 125 to 787 code for a protein of 220 amino acids.
CCCUUCCGACUUGUCGUAGUUUAUCAUUGGGUUUCGUUUGGGUCAGUGUUGUCGGUCAAAGUUUAGUUUAUCUAGACCGGCUUAAACAUUACGCACAGUCAACACAAAUACACAUUUUCCCAGAAUGACAGCGCGGAAUAUAUCUCGAUUCUGGGAGUGGGGAAGAAAGAUCAUCUGUGUUGGGAGAAACUAUGCGGAUCACGCGAAAGAGCUCAAAAACGCGAUUCCAUCGGAGCCCGUGCUGUUCCUGAAACCCCCCUCUGCGUACGUGACAGAGGGCUUCCCCAUCCUGGUGCCUCUGUACACCAACAACCUGCACCACGAGGUGGAGUUGGGGGUGGUGAUCGGGAAAGCGGGGACAUCGAUCCCACAGUCCGACGCAAUGGAUCAUGUGGCGGGCUACGCUCUGUGCUUGGACAUGACCGCCCGGGACAUACAGGAUGAGUGCAAGUCCAAAGGUUUACCCUGGACUCUGGCGAAAGCGUUCAACACCUCCUGUCCGGUCAGCGAGUUCAUCCCGAAAGAGCGCAUCCGUGACCCGGGGAACGUCCGGCUGUGGCUGAAGGUGAACGACCAGCUGCGGCAGAGCGGCUGCACCGCGCACAUGAUCUUCUCCAUCCCGUAUCUGAUCAGCUACAUCAGCGAGGUCAUCAGCCUGGAAGAGGGGGACCUCAUCCUGACCGGGACCCCGAAGGGAGUGUCGGCCGUGCAGGAGCACGACGAGCUGCAGGCGGGCAUCGAGGACGUUGUUAGCAUGCGCUUUAAAGUUGCCAGAAAAGAUCACUAAAACUGACGUUUUUUGUGGACACCAGUUAGUAACUGCGGUCAAGCCAGCUGUCAUACGAAUUUGUGUGGUCAAGUCAGCCGUUCCUUAAUUUUAGGUGCGCUCGUAUUCUCAGCAUUACGGAACCUGCGACUGUGACUACAAAACAAUGCGUUGUGGGAAAUAGUGUUAAAUCGGUUCUUGUUCUUCGAGGUGAUGCUGAUCAGAAUGACUGGACCUAAAUUGAGAAAUCUUGUUUUUUGUAAUACUUUCUUUUAAAAAAAUGUAAUUAUCUGAUGUAAAAAUGAACACGAUGUCAAAUCAUGCUUAUGUGUGUUAUUGUUGCCCAACUUUAAUUUCAAUUUUGAUGAUUUCUUUGGAACGAUUAACCCAGGAACUAUUUGUCAUCUGUUGUCCACAGACAGAUGUUAAAAAUUAUUAUGAAGAACAUAAUAGUAAAGUUCAUACUAAGUAGGAAAAGGACAUUCAAAUUCAAUGGACUGUCAAGAACAACCCAGACUACCUGUUUUAUUAUCCUUGAUCUUACUGUACUUCAUUCCUUCAGGACGAAGUUGGCUACACACUCUGUAUUUUUCAGACACUUUUACUGUGUACUAUUUGAAUAAUCCUUUUUUGAAAACACAAACAUUAAACUUUUACAAAUUGGUUUA